Molecule: messenger RNA, 2668 nt
Organism: Vigna radiata var. radiata (mung bean)
Lineage: Eukaryota; Viridiplantae; Streptophyta; Magnoliopsida; Fabales; Fabaceae
Product: ALBINO3-like protein 2, chloroplastic
Exons: 14
Coding region: 87-1781 (564 amino acids)
Biological process (GO): mitochondrial respiratory chain complex IV assembly; protein insertion into mitochondrial inner membrane from matrix
Cellular component (GO): mitochondrial inner membrane
Molecular function (GO): membrane insertase activity; protein binding
Source: RefSeq, a predicted model, not a curated record
AAAAUAUUAUUUAAAACAACUUUUUCCUUUCUAGAAACUCAAUUUUUGUGACACAACAGUCCUCGCUGUGCUUCCUUCCGCCGCCGAUGCCGACCGCGGCGGUGCUCUUUUCUCGCCUCCGCCAAACGCGGCCGUCCUCCUCCCUCUCCCUCCUAUAUGUUCCUCGCGUCCUAUCCUCUCGGCGACCGUCUCCUCUCCCCGCUUCCGCCUUACCUUCCUCUCCAACCCUGGCAUUUUUCGACGCGUUCCACUCACGCGCUUUCUCCACUCGCUCUUCCGAUGAGCGCGAAUUGGGGCUGAACUCAUUCGGUGUCGACUCGCAGGUUAACUCUGAGCUUCUGAAAGCGAUCGCCGACACCAGUGGUAGCGGCGAAGAAGACGCCGUUUUCCCCGUUCGCGUGCUGAUUUCGAUGUUUGACUCGUUCCACGAGCUUUCUGGAUUUCCGUGGUGGUUAACUAUAGUUUCUUCUACUCUAGCUCUCAGAAUUGCUAUUCUUUUUCCUCUGGUUUUAACACUUCACAAGCUGAAAAGGAUUGGAGAGUUUUUCCCUAAAUUGCCUCCUCCAUUCCCACCACCUUUCUCAGGAAAGAGUUAUAUUCGUCAGUUUCUAUUGUUCCAGAAGAAGAGAAAAGCGAGUGGAUGCCCCUCUUAUGUCUGGCCACUGGUACCAUUUAUUGUACAGGUUCCGUGCUUUUUCCUGUGGAUGAUUAGCAUAAGGAAGAUGUCACUGAAUGGUCACCCUGGUUUUGAUUGCGGUGGUGCUUUAUGGUUCCGGAAUUUAACUGAACUCUCUCACGGUUAUUCGGGGUUCAUCUUUCCUUUCCUGAUUGCCGGUUUGCACUACAUCAAUGUCCAGAUAUCCUUUGGGAAACCUGUGGUUGCAGAGGCAAGGAAUAUUUUUGAGUUAUUAGCCAAAUAUUACAAGCGGUACUUGGAUUUUCUAACAUUGCCUUUAGCUUUUGUGGGCUUUUGCAUUCCUCAGGGGAGCCAGCUCUAUUGGGUUACCAAUAGUUCAUUUACCCUCAUUCAGCAAAUAACCCUGAGACAUCCUGCUGUCGUUGCAAUGUUAGGGUUGCAAGACAAGAAUAGUCAAAAGGUAGCUAUUGAGAAAAUUGGUGCUUCUAAAACGGCUCCUUCACCAGGGAUACAAGAUAAUAUUCCUAUAGAAGCUUUUUCUGCAGAAAAAAGUUCUCUGAAUUCACCUGAAAAGUGGCAUAGAAUACCUAUUGAGGAGAUGUCCCCUAAAGAACUGACUGCUCUUGCAGUCCCAUUUCUAUCCAGUAAUGAUAAAGAAAGUGCAAUUCCCUUACUAAAAUUAGCCCUUGAUAAGGAUCCUGAAUAUGUUCGAGCUUUAGUUUUGAUGGGACGGAUUCUAUUACUGAAGCAUGCAAAUGAGGAGGCUAUUGAGUACUUUGAAUGUGCAAUUUCAAAACUUUCUUUUGCUGGAUAUCCAACUGAUGCGGAAGAACUGGACCUUUUGAUUCUUUCAUCCCAGUGGGCUGGAGUUGCUUGUGAACGACAGGGUAAGAGGAACGAAGGACGGACACACUUCGAAAGAAUAGCAAAUAUGGAGGAGCCAGAAGAUCCUACAAGCAAAGGCUAUUAUUUUGAUGGGUUACUGUUGCUUGCCAGCACUCUAUUUGAUGCGGGCCAGAAGGCCGAAGCUGCGAAGUACCUACGUCUUGUUGUUGUUCAUAAACCUGCUUAUAAAAAAUUCUUGGACCAGUGUGAACAAGAUGAUGAUAUUGCCAGCGAUCUUGCCAGUAGAAGAGAUUACUAAUUUCAAAAUUUUAUUCUGACGUCAGUAUUUAUUAAAUGUCAGAACAAUAAAGAUUUUUACCUGUCAUUUGCCUUGUUGGUUUACAAUUUUGAGUUGACUUUUUUUAUUACAUAAUUAUUUAUAGAAAAAUUGUUUCAUCAUUUAAAAAGCAACGAAUCAUAUUAGUCCUAUCCUUCCUAGUCCUUGUAAUUUUUAAAAAUACAAAUUUAGUCCUUGAAAAUAUGAACAGCAGCUAUUUAAUUCUUGAUGUUACUAAGUGGUGGUAAUCAUAAAAAAGAAGGAUAUGAAAAUGUCCAAUGGAGAUGUAAUACUGUUACAGCAUAAUGUCAACCAUCAUACAAGUUCUGAUAAUGGGAACUUAGCCGGCAUAUAGGGCCAAUCACAGGUAAGUCCAGCUGUUCAAGAACCAAACAUUUAUAGCGUAAACACGCUCUUUGGUGUUGUGGUCUUUCAUGCUACAUAUAGAGCAAAUCUUUGGUGUUGUUCAUCUUUGAUAUUUGUUUUCAAAUUCUUCAUUUAUAAUGUUGGGUGGUUUAUAUUUUGUUAUUUCUUCGCCCUCGGUUUCUCCACCAUUACUAUUAUACUUCUUUCUCUCUUCUAGACCUGUAUAUAUAGCUAUUUUAUUUGAAUUUUAGAAAGUAGUAAAAUAAUUAUAUUUUCUAGUUUUCUUAGAUUGUAAAAGAAUAAAAUACCCCUAAUUGAAAAAAGCACUAGGGCAUAAAAUAUUUGGUCAAAGAGAAGAAAAAAGGUUUUACAGAAACAAAAUUUGGAUCUUAACUAAUAAUUAUGAGUGAAAAACUUGUGUGGUUUUAAAAGUAGAGUUGUUUGGAAAUUGUGUGGCUAAAUUAUGUUUGAGAAAGUUGUUUGUUGGCUUUGUUCUCUCUUCC